GUUUCUGCUGCAUAUAGGACCUGUCUCCCUCCCUCUUCCCAGCACACUUUCAGCUAAAGCUUAAUAUUGAGUUCUGGGGCCUCCUUCCAGCCUUAAAUUUUAGCUUAAAAUCUUCAGCUGCCUGGGUCAUGACUCUGCUAUUCUCCUUGAUCUUUGCUAUUUGUACAGGACCUGUCCUCUUAGAGUCUUUAUCCAGAGUGCGACUGGUGGGAGGCCCUCACCGCUGUGAAGGGCGGGUGGAAGUGGAACUAAGGGGCCACUGGGGCACUGUGUGUGAUGAUGACUGGGACAUAAAAGAUGUGGCUGUGGUAUGCCGGGAGCUGGGCUGUGGAGCAGCCAAGGGAACACCCAGUGGUGUUUUAUAUGAGCCAUCGACAGAAAAAGAACAAAAAAUCCUCAUCCAAGAGGUUAAUUGCAGUGGGAUAGAAGAUACACUGUUACAAUGUAAGCACAGUGAAGAUGUUUUUGAUUGCGGGCACAACGAGGACGCAGGAGCAUUAUGUGAGAUUCCAGAGAGCGUGCGGCUGGCUGGUGGCCUUGGGCGAUGCAAGGGGAGAGUGGAGGUGAAGCAUCAAGGGAAGUGGGGCACCGUGUGCUAUGCAGGCUGGAGCCUAUCAGCCGCAAAAGUGGUGUGCCAGCAGCUGGGUUGUGGGAAGGCCAUACUGACCCAAAGAUUGUGCAACAAGGCUACCCAGGGCCAAGGAACCAUCUGGCUGAGCCAGGUGUCAUGCUCAGGACAGGAAGUUACCCUUCAGGAUUGCCCUUCUGGACAUUGGGGGAAGAACAACUGCACGCAUGAUGAGGACACAUGGGUUGAAUGUGAAGAUCCCUUUGACUUGAGACUGGUAGGAGGAGACAUCCGCUGCUCUGGGCGUCUGGAGGUGCUGCACAGGGGCGUAUGGGGCUCUGUGUGUGAUGAUGGCUGGGGAGAAAUGGAGGACCGAGUGGUAUGCAAGCAACUCGGCUGUGGGGAGUCCCUUUCUCCAUCUGUUAAAGCCCGAAGAAGCUUUGGCCCUGGUGUUGGCCACAUCUGGCUGGAUGACGUUCAUUGCUCAGGAAAGGAGCAGUCCUUGGAGCAAUGCCAGCACAGAUUCUGGGGGUAUCACAACUGCAACCACAAGGAAGAUGUGGCUGUGAUCUGCUCAGAACAAUAGCCUGGCCUCCCUGAUGCUUGAUCUGACCUCCACAGGACCCAAAUGUUUGAUUAUUUUCUCAUGGGCCCUAAAUGGCACAUCAUUAGCACUGGGCCUAUAGCUUUAGCCACCACUCCUGCUCUCAGUAGCAGUCUGAGCAUUGUGCUUAUACCUUGUUCUCAGAACCACGCACCCCAACUAUUGCUUGGACAUAUGGGUUGUUGAAUUCCUUCUUGCUGAGGAAGAUGAGCUCCCAUUAACCCUCUCUUCACUACUGAUUCCUUGGCAUUGGUUCUGGCCUCUCCUGCCUCUUCUCAAUCAGUCUGGAAUCCCCAUGCCUGUGAUUUGACCAGUACAGGCCACCACCAAGGCAAGAUCUAUGUCUGUAAAAACAUGAAAGGAAUCAGACAAUGAAAUAAAUAUUUGAAAGGCAA
Messenger RNA from Rhinolophus ferrumequinum (greater horseshoe bat), 1567 nucleotides. RefSeq names its product CD5 molecule like (gene CD5L). The transcript has 6 exons. The record is from RefSeq and is a predicted model, not a curated record. The coding region runs from base 129 to 1154 and encodes 341 amino acids. NCBI's taxonomy places the organism in Eukaryota, Metazoa, Chordata, Mammalia, Chiroptera, Rhinolophidae. Gene Ontology annotation, cellular component: membrane.